GCAUAUCUUUUUGUAUAUUUGAUACUUUAUCACAUGUUUUUUCACCAUUUUUUAUUGUAAUGAUUUUUUUAGUUUAUCAUAAAUUGUGAAAAUUUAUAUUUUAAAGUAAGAUGAAAAAUGUAUUUUAUAGUAAGACGAAACAUUAAAUCAAGUAGCUGUAGCUUUAGUGUUAAUAGUUUUAAUUUAUGUGUAACGGCAACUCUAUCGGUUGAACCCAAAUGUUAUUGACGAAUGCGGCAGGUAAAACACAAAAGACGCGAACUGCCACUUAAAGCAGAACAACCAAGAAAAUUUGAUGCAAACGUCAAAUGAGGUAAGGAAUUGAAAGAAUGCUGCGUAUUUUUCAGUCUAACGUGGUUUUCAAUUAAAAGUAAAAAAAUUGUAGUAAUUAAAAGUUAGAAACGCAUUAAAGUCGUUAAGUAAAUACAAAAUGCGCAAAAGUGAUGUGAUAUAAUGCGAUUCUAGCAAAAAUAGUGCUUUGUUAUUAGUCUUCAUCGACAAAUCAUAUUUCGCUGUGCAUUGAACAGUUACGGGAUAUCUUUGCUUUGUUGGGUCUGAGACAUAAAAAGCGGCUUCAAAGUUCUGAGCAUUAUAUACCGACAUACGAAAACUAUUGGACGCAGCUAUAUUUCGACAUAGUGCAGAAGUAUUAUAAGCAACUAGAAUUUAAAAGUUCAGCCAGAUAAUUUGGAAAAUAAUUGUCGCUGGCAAAGUCGGCCUUAAGUCGGUCAGGGUCAUUUAUAAUCGACCUCUUGACGGACUGUUAUUGAUAUUUACGAUAUAUCAAAGGAGUGUGUUGUUUUUGCAAUUUGAUAUAUAAAUGGAUAGUGUUCGCAAUUAUGGACGUCUUUCUACCUCCAUGGUUAGCAGCCGAAAAACAUCGAUGUCUGAUAAUCCACAAAUGCUACCGAUUCUGCAACAGUUGACAAAUGGCUCUUUUGGAAUUAUAGUGCCUGACAAGCACUGUCCACUUUGUUUCCAAGCUAAACGACAUCAAGAGCGAAUAGAGGGUAUAGAAUGCACAGCGGUUGCAUGGCGCAUACGAGAACGUAUGAAAACGGCAAGUGUGGUGUUAGUGCUGUGCCUUAACAUAGGCGUUGAUCCACCGGACGUUGUUAAAAUACAGCCUUGUGCACGCCUCGAAUGUUGGGUUGAUCCGUCUUCUGUUUCGGCACCGAAGGCAAUGGAGCAGAUAGGUAAUAAUCUUCAAAUGCAAUAUGAACGGUGGCAACCUCGUGCACGUUACAAGAAAUGUCAUGAUCCAACAUCAGAAGAUGUAAAGAAGUUGUGUACUUCACUACGCCGCAAUGCAAAAGGUGAACGCAUACUCUUCCAUUAUAAUGGUCAUGGCGUGCCAAAGCCGACGGCAAAUGGUGAGAUUUGGGUGUUCAACAAGACCUUCACACAAUACAUACCUUUGAGCAUAUUUGAGUUGCAAAGUUGGAUGGGCGCACCAUCAAUCUACGUAUACGAUUGUUCCAAUGCAGGUAUAAUAAUAAAUUCGUUCCAGCAAUUUGCGGAACAACAUGAGAGAGACUUGGAGAAAUCUUCAAUGCUACCGCCAUUUGUAAGCUAUAAAAAUUGCAUACAUUUGGCCGCCUGUUCCGUUAAUGAGAUAUUACCGAUGAAUGCCAACCUUCCAGCAGAUCUCUUUACUUCCUGCCUAACUACGCCCAUCAAUAUCGCGCUGAAAUGGUAUACAAUGCAGGAGAAAUUCGAACUAGUGCCACUCAUUCAAAGUGAGCAAGUCGAUAAAAUACCAGGAAAAGUAAAUGACCGACGUACAAUGAUGGGAGAGUUGAAUUGGAUAUUCACUGCAAUAACCGACACCAUUGCAUGGAACACUUUACCGCGUGAACUGUUUCAGCGAUUAUUCCGCCAAGACUUGUUGGUGGCCAGUCUUUUUCGCAACUUUUUACUAGCCGAACGAAUUUUACGUUCUCACGAUUGCACACCCGUAUCGCAUCCAGCAUUACCGCCCUGCUUCCGGCAUCACAUGUGGUCUGCUUGGGACUUAGUUGUCGAUUACGCUCUGCAGCAAUUGCCUGAAAUACUGGAGAAAGGUGCACCAUAUCGUCAAUUACCAUUUUUCGAACAACAACUAACGGCCUUCCAAGUUUGGCUCGAUCGUGAAUCCGAAUCAAGAUCCCCACCUGAGCAGUUACCCAUAGUUCUACAAGUGCUGCUGUCACAAGUACAUCGCCUACGUGCAUUAGAACUACUAGCACGCUUCCUCGAUCUGGGUCCAUGGGCUGUGAAUUUAGCGCUGGGUGUGGGCAUCUUCCCUUACGUACUUAAACUGCUACAAAGCUCCGCAAAAGAGUUGCGCCCCGUGCUUGUCUUUAUAUGGGCCAAAAUACUUGCGGUCGACCCGAAAUGCCAGGUGGAUUUGGUGAAAGAGCAUAAAUAUUUUCUGUCAGUACUGCAGGAUACAACAGUCUCCAAGGAGCACCGCACACUCUCCGCAUUUGUACUGGCUUGCAUAGUCAAUGACUUCCUGCUGGGGAAAACGAGUGCUUUGCAGGGUUCGUUGGUGUCCAUCUGCUUGGAGCAAUUGAACGACGAAAGCUGGCUGCUGCGUCAAUGGCUGGCCAUUUGCUUAGGUAUGCUUUGGCAGAAUUUCGAGAAGGCGCGCUGGUCUGGUGUGCGUGAUUUAGCGCACGAAAAACUGUAUCCUCUACUAAAGGAUCCCAUACCCGAAGUACGCGCGGCUGCUGUUUUUGCACUGGGCACUUUCAUUAGUUCCGUAACGGAUCGAGAAGAGCACGCAAAUAAUAUUGAUCGCAUAAUCGCCAUUACGCUCUUGGAUACGGUGGGUGAAGAUAUGUCGCCAUUGGUGCGCUCAGAGUUAGUGGCAGCUUUGCAGUGGAUGGUGCUGUUAUUUGAGUCACAGUUCGUCACUGUUUAUAUGCAAGAACAGAUGAGUGGUUCAAACCCCGCAUUGGCACUAACGACUUCCGUGAGUGGUAGUGAGCGCAGCGCCAGCAUAAGCCAUGGCAUAACGAGUACGCCCAGCCCAUCGAUUGUACACCAUUCGACUCACAGUUUGGAACGUGUUUCUAUGCGUCGAGGCGCCAGCUCUAGUUCCAUAUCGAACAUGGUCUCCAGUGCUAUACCAUUUCAGUCGAUAUUUUUGCGCCUGUGGCAAGGUAUUUACAAUCUCGGCCAUGAUCCAUUUCCGGAGGUUGCUAAAACUGCGCAGAAAAUCAUUGCUUACGUGCGGGACAAGUCGGUUGAUUUGAUUACCGCCAAAGAGGCUACCAGUGAUAAGUGCAAUUCAAGCGUCAGUUUGCCACCGAGUCCUUCUACGCGUGGCAACUUUUUAAGUGGCGAAUCGCCGCCAGUAGGCGCGGGUGGUGUUCAAGUGGGUCACCCAAAUAUCAGCAACUGGGCCAACAAGUUGCGCGGUUCAAAGUUAUCUGGCAGCGGAGACCAUCAGAGCAUUUUGCAAAGGAAAAUGCGCACCACAUCGAUGGGCGAUGAGACGGACAGUUGCUCACAGCUAAACGGCAGUCGCAGCACCGGUAUGUUGGGUGUUGGUAAUGUCGUCGGUGGCGUGGCCGGUUUGAAUAUCAAUGCUGUAGGCGGCGGUGGCAAUGGCGACGGUUCACGUUCCGCACACAGCAGCACCAGCGAAAACAACUACGAGCCGAAACUUUCGCUUAAACCAAUCCUGCAAACCGAGUUCAUAUCAUGGGCCAAUUCGUACUUCAUGCGACCUGGCAAGAAUCGCUAUGCCUCCGCCGAGGGUACGGAAGGACAGCAAGUAUUUCCCGCCGACACGAAUUCGCCUGAGCUACGUUCUCGCCACUUCCGUUUCCAUCGCAACGAGCUGAUACGGCGUCUAGCGAAAGAGCAACAUAUACGCGGAAGCCGCAUCGAUACCCAAAUAUGCAUGCUGAAGACACAGCACACGCCAGCCAUUGUUAAAUUACUGCCAUACGAACCGCAACUCGCCGUUGCCUAUAAGGAAAAGGUGCUGGUUUAUGAUUGGGUUCGCAAUGCGGUGCGCUCCUAUGUACCACAAGCGGGCAGCGCCUCGGCAACGCGCAAUCAUGUUGGUGAAUCCGGUGGCGCGUCGUCCUCGCCGUCAGCACAUAUGAAGCAUCAUCAACAACAAUAUCUGCAACAACAACAGCAAAGCUUAACUUCACGCGUUAGUGCCAUCGAGUUUUUGAAUGCACAAGACAUCAGCUUGAUACUGGCCGGUCAUGAGGACGGUGUGGUGCGCGUUUGGCAGCCCGGCACAGAUGAUCACCCAGAGUCGCGGAUAAUCACUGCCUUCGAGGGCAUACCUGCAAUGAACGCCGCCUAUACUAGUUCCUACGGUAGUGGCGGUAGCGGCAGUGGGUCUGGCUCGGGCUCGUCCUCGCUGAAGCAUCGUCGCGAUAUGAUGCGCACAGGCAUAGUCACGGCUUGGCAACAGAGUCGCCAGCACUUGGUGGUGGGUGGUGGCAUUUCGCGUUACCUACGCAUUUGGGACGUUGAACGUGAGCUGAAACACUGCGACAUACCGAUUGGCAGUGAGACGAGUGUGCAGGUGCUGGCACCAUUUUCAUACAAUCUGAACAGCAGCAUUGUGGUGGCGGGCUGUGCUGAUGGCAGUGUGCGUCUGUUCGACAAGCGUCAGUCGCCACAAGAGUCGCGCAUCUGCGUGUUUCGCGAGCACACCGGUGCCAUAUUAUCGGCUUGCAUGAAGGAGAACCAACCAAUGCUGGUCACCGGUUGUUCACAAGGACGCAUGCGUGUCUUCGAUUUGCGGCAAGCCGCUGCUGUGCAGAGCUGGGAGGCGAGCGUCGAUGUGGCCGUGAUUGCUAGUCAUCCGUCAGCUGACCUCUUGGCAUGCGGUAGUGCGCAAGGCAUUGCGAUACAUCAGGAGAACGGGCGUGCGAUCAACACUUUGCGCGGCAAUGAGGGCUUUAUGGGCACGAAAAUAGGCUAUCCGACCUGUUUGUCGUUCCACUCGCACAAGGCCGCCCUGGCGGUGGGUUGUGUCGACAACACAGUCGUCGUGUACGAACCUGCUGCAGUUUUAUAAACUUUGCAACAAAUGGAAAAUCGAUGUUGAUAAAAAUCCAAAGACAUUUGACAAUUCAGAACGUUUUCUGCAUGAACCCGAAAUAAUUGAUGCCGUUAACUAUAUACGUCAUCGCACACAAAUUCAAAAUAUCACAGCCGAAGACGCCAAGCUCAUUUAUACGAUAUGCGGUUUUGAGACAGCUUGGCAUCGUGGCCAAGAGCCCUCUGUGUGGUGUAGUCUAUUCAAUCAG
Zeugodacus cucurbitae (melon fly) is the source of this 5270-nucleotide messenger RNA. RefSeq names its product regulatory-associated protein of mTOR (gene raptor). Gene Ontology annotation, cellular component: TORC1 complex; cytoplasm. NCBI's taxonomy places the organism in Eukaryota, Metazoa, Arthropoda, Insecta, Diptera, Tephritidae. The transcript has 3 exons. Gene Ontology annotation, biological process: positive regulation of protein serine/threonine kinase activity; cellular response to amino acid stimulus; positive regulation of cell growth. The record is from RefSeq and is a predicted model, not a curated record. Gene Ontology annotation, molecular function: protein binding; protein-macromolecule adaptor activity. Bases 821 to 5038 code for a protein of 1405 amino acids.